Molecule: messenger RNA, 897 nt
Organism: Aspergillus alliaceus
Lineage: Eukaryota; Fungi; Ascomycota; Eurotiomycetes; Eurotiales; Aspergillaceae
Product: chaperonin 10-like protein
Exons: 6
Coding region: 1-897 (298 amino acids)
Source: RefSeq, a predicted model, not a curated record
AUGUCUACGACGUCCGAAUUACGCGAAAAGAUCAUCGGCUCCUGGACCCUUGACAAGUGUGUCUCCGUGGUGUUCCAAGGUUUCAUCCGGUUUUCAAUCGAAGACCGACCCAAGCCAUCCAUUGUGAAGCCUUCCGAUGCGGUCGUCAAAAUCACUCACACAACAAUCUGUGGCACCGAUUUGCAUAUUCUCCAGAACGAUAUCCCGGUUAGUCUCGGACAUUUGCUGAGCCAUGAGGGAGUUAGGAGUCAUUUGCUCUAUUGGCCUGGGUGUUACCGACCUUCGCAUCGCGUGUCCGGUGGAUGGAUACUCGGAAAUGAAAUUGACGGUACUCAAGCUGAGCACGUCAGAAUUACACAUACUUCGUUCUCUCUGCAUCCUCUCUCUGACGGCGCCGAGCCCAAGGCGACUGUUAUGCUUUCUGAUGUAUUCCGCACGGCUUACGAAGCUGGUAUGCUCAACGGCCAGGUCAAGCCUGGUUCAGAGGUUGUAAUAAUUGGGUCUGGACCAAUAGGGCUAGUGGCACUUAUAACGCUGAAGAAGCUUUUCGGUCCUUCUCAAGUGGUUGUUAUUGGAAGAGAGCAAUCGAGACUCGAUGUUGCGAAGGGUGUAGGGGUAGAGCAUACCCUCAGCCUGGCCUUUGAGACAGCGCAGGCCCUCGUGGCUCCCGGCGGCACGAUUGCGUCUCUCGGUGCUUAUGGCUGCAAAUGCGAUUUAAAUCUUGAAUACUUGUUGGGGCGUAACAUAGCUGUCAAAAGUAGGGUGGUUGAUACCAUCGGCACUCGAGACAUCCUGACACUAUCGCUAGAUUCCUCGUUCGAUGAAGUUAAGAAAGCAUACGUGGGUUUUGGCGCUGUGUCAAAGCAUGACGUACUGAAGGUGGUGAUUACCAUGUAA